This is a messenger RNA of Oppiella nova, 2014 nucleotides long. The record is from the annotation of a GenBank genome assembly. Lineage: Eukaryota; Metazoa; Arthropoda; Arachnida; Sarcoptiformes; Oppiidae.
GCUUUGAGUUCAUUGUUGUGUUUGAGAGCAAAAUGUCUGAAGCGUUGACUCUUUGACGACAAAAAUGUCUUUCACUUAAUCCGCGAUUAUCUCUACGAAGACAAUGUCCAACAGACCGGCCGACGGUCCGCGCGCUCCCUCUCUGGGCAUCACUUCUCCCAUAUCUGUGACGGAACCGACGGACAGCGAUAUGCAGGCGUCGCGAGAGCUCGAGGAAUGUCUUCGCGCGUUCGGUCUCUUCGAGUCGGAUCAGGAGAUGGAGCACCGGAUGAACGUGUUGUCCAAAGUCAACCACAUCGUCCAGACGUGGAUCAAAGACAUGUCGGCGAAGAAGAUGCCGAAACAGAACGCGGAACUCAUGUCGGGAAAGAUCUUCACAUUCGGCUCCUAUCGGCUCGGAGUGCACACCAAAGGCGCGGACAUCGACACCCUUUUGGUGGCGCCGCGACAUAUCGAGCGCUCCGACUUCUUCGACACCUUCGAGAAGCUGUUGUCUGCGAUUCCCGACUGCGAGUACGUGCGAGCCGUCGAAGAGGCGUUCGUUCCGGUCAUCAAAACCAAGAUCGAAGGCAUCGAACUCGACAUCCUCUUCGCGCGGCUCGCCCUCAAGAACAUCCCUCCCGAUCAGGACCUCCGCGACGGCGCGCUCCUCAAGAAUCUAGACGAGAAGUCCGUGCGAUCGCUGAACGGCUCGCGCGUGACCGACGACAUCCUGCUUCUGGUGCCGAAUCACGAGUCCUUCCGUCUCGCGCUCCGAGCCGUCAAACUGUGGGCCAAAAAGCGCGGCAUUUAUUCCAACGCUUUGGGAUAUUUGGGAGGCGUCUCGUGGGCGAUGCUGGUGGCGCGCACAUGUCAGCUGUACCCGCGCGCGUCGGCCGCCACUCUGCUCCAGAAGUUCUUUCUGGUGUUCCGUCAGUGGCCGUGGCCUAAGCCCGUGCUGUUGCGCCACAACUCGGAAGAUAACCCGAACCUCGGGUUCCCGGUGUGGGACCCGCGCAUCAAUCCCGCCGAUCGCUACCAUUUGAUGCCAAUCAUUACGCCUUCAUAUCCGCAACAGAACUCCACUUUCAACGUCUCCUCGUCCACCAAAUCCAUUAUGACUAACGAGUUCUCGCGCGCCUCCGACUGCAUCGACGAAGUCAUGAGCGGUAAGUCGUGUGCGCGUUGUCUUUGCCCUCCAUCCUCAUCUCUGUCCUCCGCAGGCAAGACCCCGUGGACGACGCUCUUCGAGACGGUCCACUUCUUCACGAAAUACCGCCACUUCAUUGUUCUGCUCGCGACGUCCAACGCCGAGUGGAUCGGUUUGGUUGAGUCGAAGAUCCGAAUCCUCGUCCAGAAUCUGGAACGCCACCGAUGCAUCUCUUUGGCUCACGUCAACCCCAAGUGCUACACCCGCGCAGUCAUUGUUCCCGUUGCGCAGCCGCCGCCCGAAGACCCGCUUCUGCCCGACACGAACACGAGUGCCGACGGAGAGAGCAAAGGAGAGGAGGCGACAGCGGAGCCGAAGACGACGAUAGAGGCGACGACAGAGACGACGACGGAAGUGGAGACCAUGUGGUUCAUUGGUCUCGAGUUCAACAAAGCCGAAGGCAUUAACGUCGACCUCACGCAAGACAUCAAGAACUUCGUGGAAACCGUGACCAAUACGGCAAAGUUCAGCAAAUUCUUCAAACCCGAGAUGACGAUCGACACGAAACACGUCAAGAGAAAAGAGUUGGAGAAGUAUUUGCCGCCAGAAGUGUUCAAAUCGACCAAAAGCUCGAAGACCUCGAAAGCCAACAGUUCGGACGACAACGCCGUCACCAAAGCGCCCGCCUCUACGACCACUCCGGCCGACGGAACGCCCGAAGAGGGCAACAAAGAGGUGAUGCCCGCGGACUCGACUAAUGGCGGACCAGUCGUAGAAAACGUGUGUUCGAGUGAUAAGUGUGUGGAGAGAAGUGUUUUGACGAAAAGCCUUUCCUUUCAGAAUAACUGCCAAAAGAGAGCUCUCGAGGAGGAGAGCGACAACUCG